Messenger RNA from Astrephomene gubernaculifera, 1274 nucleotides. The record is from the annotation of a GenBank genome assembly. NCBI's taxonomy places the organism in Eukaryota, Viridiplantae, Chlorophyta, Chlorophyceae, Chlamydomonadales, Astrephomenaceae.
GGCUCUGGCUUCUCUACUGAAGUUCCGCCCUCGGAUGUGGUGCUUCUAUCCGGACGCGACGUCUCGGGCAUCCUGCCGCUGGCGCCCACCUCGGGCCAGGUGGAGUUCUUCCAGCCUAGGAGCGUGCAGGAGCGCAUCGUGCAGUACCUGGGCGCGCUGACUGCCUCGCUGGUGCUGUCCAAGGCAGCGGUGCUGGCGGGACCUGCGCUGCUGUACCCCAUCUGGAGCCCCUGGAUCCGCGCCGGACUGCGCAACCUGGACCUUUACUCCAAGAGCUUUGCAUGCGUGGGGCUGUGGAGGGCGCAGGUGCUUGAUGUUCGUGUUAACGGCUUUGGGCUGGGCGGGUUGCUGAUAGGGCAGCAGCAGCCGCCCUCCGUAACCCUGCUGGUGGGCGACCCAUGGGUCAACGGGGCGAGAGCCACGCUUGAGCUUCCGUACCAGCCCAGAGCCGAAACCAUCCAGCCGGGUGACGCCGCGGAGCUGUUGGUGCUGUGUCGAGACGACCGUUUUGUAUCCUUCAAGGUUGUACGGGAGGUCUACCUGCCGCAAGCCGGCGUGUGGCUGUGUGACUACCCCUUCCUCAAUCGAGACCUUUUUUUGUCGGUUAGCUUGGCGGUUGAGCGUCAGCGGCGAGCCGAGUCGGCGGCGGCGGAAGAAGCCUCGUACUACACGUACGAUGUGACGACGGAGCCAGCGGUGGAGGGAGUGGAUGGGGAAGCUGCAUCGGCAACGGGCGCUGCGGAAGGGUGGCAGGACUACACAACAAGGACGCCAGGAGAGACUGGCGAGGAGGGGAGAGGGCAGUCGGGAUCUGCAGGGGCAUGGUCGCCGUCGGAAGAGUGGCGGUAGAGAGGAUGGGUGCCUAGGACGGGGCAUGAAGACAGGGAGGGAGUGGAGGGGAUCGUAGGGGCAGUGGUGAUGGGUUUGUGGACGGCAGUGCAGCUGCGUGGAAGUGCAUGCUGCGAAUCAGGAAAGCAUGAACGCUGAUUUACGGGGCAUAAGGAGGUACGGGCAGGCAGAUGGCGAAGCAAGUAUGACUGCGUUCUCCGCCUCGCCCCUACAAGCCAGCGGGACGGCUUAACUGUACGGAUCCCCGUCGCCGUUCUUCCGGAUCCCCGUCAGGCCGUCACCGUCAGCUUCUCCGGUGUAACAUGCGCAAGAAAGUAUUUCGUUGAUGUGCGGUCUGCAAGGCUAGUGGAAAAAAUCUGGAUUCGUUUUGACGCCUUGAGGGUAACCGCACGUGUGCACAUUAGCGUGUCAUAUCUUUGUAAAGG